AUGGUACGGAGUUUGGAGGAGCCUCGAGGUUUGGGAGAUGCGCUCAGAGAUCUGCUUGCGAGAAGUGUACUGGCCGGAAUGGGCAAACGAGACACUACAAGCACUACCAGCAAUAUUGAAGGCAAGAUCACAGAUGUGAAAACCGCAUUUUCCAGUUGGGACAAUUGUAUGCAGGCUACAUUUUGCAAAUGGCCUGUGAUCGCAGUCAUCAUUUGUUGUGGCUCAUGCUGUGGCAUGUGCGACUCGCCCAAGAAGAAGAAGUAUUUGGACGAACCUUAUGUUCCACCUCACCAUGACCAGGGAUACCGCUCAGAGGCUCCGAUGACAGCUGCGCAUGCUGUGCCGGCCUCUACCUACGACAAGCCCAUAGCCAAGCCAGAGCCACCGCAGUAUGCCGAAUUCGAGACCAGCAAGAAAGGAGGUGGAGACGAGCUGCCAGCAAUGCCGAGCUGGGAGGGCGGUAAUUCCAAGAAGGUUGCAAUAGAGGAUGCGGUAGAAUUGGAGCAGCUUAAGAAGCCCGAGACUGCUCAGAAUGCACCACUCAUGGGACCAGGCGCUAUGUCGUUACCAGCAAGUCCCAAUCCAGGAUCUCAAAUGCGUGGAAAUAGUCCAUACGGGGCUCCUAGCCAAAAUACCUCGGGCUACAUGACGCCUGCCCGUUCAGCGACAGAUCCAUACGCGAUGAGCGGGAUGGGUCAACAGCCACCCACUCGCUCUAACACGGACCCGUAUGGAAGGGGUGGGGCUGGCCAGCAGCAAGCUUACAACAACUAUGCCAACAAUGGCUAUGGCCAGAUGUCUCGUGACAACGUAAGCCAAGGUUAUGAUCAGGGGUACGGCAACUCGGGCUAUAGCAACCAAGGUUACGAGAACCAAGGCUACAACGAUCAAAGUUUCGGAGCUGCAGCGGCAGCAACUUCGAUGGGUCAAGGCAGACGGACACCGCACCAGGAUUAUAACAAUAGUGGUUAUCGAGGUGCAACAGGUGGUCAAGGGUUCCCACAAACUCGAACUCCCAGGCCAUAUGACGAGUACGGACGGAGCAUGACGCCUGCCACCGGCCCAUCCCGAAGCAACACGCCUGGAAAUGGCUAUGGACGACCACCUCAAGGCCGGUCCCCAGCACCACCAAAUGCACCAUACGGAAACCCAGAUCGGAUGCGAUCUCCUGCUCCUCAACAAACCGGAUAUGAUUAUGACCAUAGAAGCAAUACGCCGAACAGUUAUGGCAGACAGUACCCAGCCGCACCUUCACGACAAUACUCUUCAGACUCCGCUCGACCAUUGGUUAGGGCCGAGCCUGACCGCCAAUACACAGACGCAUCUUACCAUCACGGGGCGCCCUCAUAUCAACAGGAGCCAGAAGAGCCCCAGUCCCCCAUCGUCAACACGGCAGGCUUUGACUUCACAUCUGGCUACAGCCGGUCACAAGCUAUAGAUGCCAGCCAAACACCGCAACCACCGCCACCACCCCAACAGGCUAACGGCGGAGGGUCGGCCUACCCGGGAUACCGGGCAUAUAAGCCUCAGCAAUGA
This is a messenger RNA of Truncatella angustata, 1536 nucleotides long. RefSeq lists its product as uncharacterized. The record is from RefSeq and is a predicted model, not a curated record. The transcript is spliced from 3 exons. NCBI's taxonomy places the organism in Eukaryota, Fungi, Ascomycota, Sordariomycetes, Amphisphaeriales, Sporocadaceae. The coding region runs from base 1 to 1536 and encodes 511 amino acids. Gene Ontology annotation, cellular component: plasma membrane; cellular bud neck.